Messenger RNA from Schistosoma guineensis, 456 nucleotides. NCBI's taxonomy places the organism in Eukaryota, Metazoa, Platyhelminthes, Trematoda, Strigeidida, Schistosomatidae. The record is from the annotation of a GenBank genome assembly.
AUGAUUGAAUUACGUCGGUUAUCUACUAUACUUCUUGGUCUUGCUAUAACAUUAAUUGUUAUUGGUAUGGCAACAUCACAAUGGAGAUGUGGAGGAUUGUUUGAUUCAUGUCAAAGAGGACAUUCAAAAGAUGCAAUUAUAGCUAUUGUAGCAUUAUUACUUAUUGGAGUUAUUGCUUUAACAGUAGUCUUUAUAUUGGAUUUAAUUGGAUUGUGUUCAGAUGUAAUUGUUGCUACUGCUAGUUAUAUAACUGCGCGUUUUAUUUUAUUAUAUUUGGGUACAGCUUGUUUAGUUACUGGUAUUUUAGUAUAUACUGGAAAAUUUGAUAAUACAUGGUCAUAUUUUUUGGCUACUGUUGGUGGAGUAUUUGCAAUGCAAGUUGCUAUAUUAGCAAUUAUGAGUUCACGUUGUAUAUCAGUACGUACAGAAAGAGUUGUUGUACGUUCAACACGUUGA